UGAUCGCAGCGAUCCGAGGUCCACUCAGACAAACAAAUAGCCUAUUUCCACUGUCCUCCUCCUCCGCCUGCAUCCGCCAUCAUUCCGCGAACAAUCCUCCAAAGCUCGGUAAUGUGCAUCACGUUAUCCGGAUGCGUGCUUGAAGUUCUAUGCACAAAUGUCAGCCUCACCGAAGACGGUGAAACGGGUUUUUGGUUGGCUGCACAUGCCUGUCAGCCGUCGCUUUCUGACCUUACUAUCAUUGAGUUGAUCCUCAAAUACCUCCUUAUCCUAUCCAGACGACAUGAAGCUCCCGUUGAUUUACGCUGCUGCAGUGUCAUCGCUGUCCCUUCUACCGGCCAUCCGGGCCGGCUCGUAUAGCAUCAACCAGACGAAUAUUGGCUCUAACUUCCUGACCAACUUCGAAUGGGAGGAUAUCGCGGACCCUACCAAAGGCAGAGUGCACUAUGUCAAUCAAUCGACUGCGCUUGCUAAUAACCUCACAUUCACGUCCGAUGACACGUUCAUCAUGCGGGCCGACUACACCACGAAUCUUACCGCUAGCGGAAGUGGGCGGAUGAGCAACCGCAUCAAGAGCUACGCGCAAUACAGGACGCACGUCGCGGUAUUCGACAUCCGACACAUGCCCCAGGGCUGUGGAACUUGGCCUGCGGUAUGGGAGGCUGACGACCAAGUCGGGACCUCCUCAGGGGAAAUCGAUAUCUUGGAGGGUGUCAAUGACAUUGCGCCAAACAGCGUUACUCUGCAUACUACUGGUAGCUGCACCAUGCCCGAGAACAGGGCCCAAUUAGGCUCGUCAGACACGAUAUCGGAUGGGAACAACGGAUGUUCAGUUGACGCGCCUUACACCGCGUCAUACGGGAAGGUCUUCAACACGUACGGAGGCGGGUACUAUGCCAUGGAGCGUACGGCGGAGUAUAUCCGGGUCUGGUUCUGGUCUCGUAACGAUAGCAGCAUCCCGUCCGAUAUCACCUCCGGAGCGUCCGCAGUCGACACAGACAACUGGGGAAAGCCGAUUGCUCUUUUUCCUAACACGGACUGCGAUAUCGGAUCUGCGUUUCAGCGCAACAACAUCAUUAUAAACUUGACAUUCUGUGGUAGUUGGGCUGGUAACUCGUUCAGCAACAACGGCUGUCCGGGGAACUGCACAGAGUAUGUUAAUUACAACCCAUCGGCCUUCGAGGACGCGUACUGGGAUAUUGCCGCGGUUCGGAUCUAUCAACCCUCUUCCAAUUCCAGCGAAGGUCGUCUGGAGACUGUUUCGUCUGUGUUCUUCACGGUUGUUGCGGGCACCGGAUGGUUGUUUUUGUAG
This is a messenger RNA of Fomitopsis serialis, 1312 nucleotides long. RefSeq names its product putative beta-glucanase from glycoside hydrolase family GH16. The record is from RefSeq and is a predicted model, not a curated record. The transcript has 8 exons. Gene Ontology annotation, biological process: glucan catabolic process. The coding region runs from base 284 to 1312 and encodes 342 amino acids. NCBI's taxonomy places the organism in Eukaryota, Fungi, Basidiomycota, Agaricomycetes, Polyporales, Fomitopsidaceae. Gene Ontology annotation, molecular function: hydrolase activity, hydrolyzing O-glycosyl compounds.